CUCGAACUUAAAGUCUCAUCUCAUCCCAACCUUUCGUGACGACAGAUAAAAAGCGUGCCGUCUGCCUAACCAAAACAGCAUAUGCGAAAUCAGCAAUGGUAUAGCCCAUAAUACCUGGCUGUCUGACGAAUAGGCUGACGCCGCACAGCAUAAUCACUCAGCUGUUCAUUGUCGACUACGUUAUGUCUACACCACUGUGUAAGCUGGUGUGGCACAGAGCUGUCAUACCCCAUAUGUCUCCAGGGCGAGCAAUUAGGCCAGUGCAUGUAUCCUCCAUGAUCACAAGAUCAGAUUCCUCGAGAAGUGCCGCGUAUCUAGGUCUCACGAGCUUACAAGUGUGCCCUAUAUCUUGUCGCACGGGUCUACAAUGAAGGUAGCAUCUGGCCUCGGCUUCACCAAAGCUCUGUGCUACGGAUCCUGUAUCUUGUCCUCAAACGUCUUUGCAAUUCAAUUCGAAACGGCCGGUUCGUGGGAUGCGCCAGCCUUCGUUCCGAGCCCGCUGGUGCCAGAAAAGCUUAACGGAUAAAGGAGGAGCCUCGUAAUUAG
Molecule: messenger RNA, 546 nt
Organism: Trichoderma asperellum CBS 433.97
Lineage: Eukaryota; Fungi; Ascomycota; Sordariomycetes; Hypocreales; Hypocreaceae
Source: RefSeq, a predicted model, not a curated record